Messenger RNA from Symbiodinium natans, 1158 nucleotides. The record is from the annotation of a GenBank genome assembly. Lineage: Eukaryota; Dinophyceae; Suessiales; Symbiodiniaceae.
AUGAGAGCGCUGGAAGCGUGCAUCGCUGCGGCAUGGAUAGCGGACCUGGGUAGUGCCGGUACCUACCACACGUACCUGGAUCCGGCGAGACGCCCUGGCUUGAGACGGACAGUUGCACGCCCAGAUGGUACUCUUCUCAAGCUGGCAUUGGUGGACAACUGCACAGGUGUAAAGGCGGUUGCGAUGGACGUCGAGGAAACGCUGAUUGGAGAAGUCGAUGUUUCGGACAAGGAAACACAAGCUAGGUUGCUCGCGACAGAGUUGGAGGUGCACGGCCUCACGCAUUGGCUCUUCCCAGAUGAGGAUGCUCUGGCACGCUGGCAAAGCCCCUGGAAGGGAAGAGUCCAUUCCGAGACCUGCGCGCAGCCCGAGGAUACCCAUCUUGCGCAAGCCUUUGCGAGCCUCUUCAGCAAGCUGCUGCCUGCAGCACGUUCCAGACAGAGACUACUACAAGUUGGAGACUUGCGCGACGCAAACGCCGAGGAUCCUGCGCGCUUGUUGGUGCGUACACAGGGCCUGAAUGGAAUGGUGGUAGCCGGCAGCAGACCAUCUGAAGCGUCGGAGAGCUGGCAUGAGGGGCCACCACGCACCGCAGUCGACUUCUCCAUGGAGGGCGGAGCUCGGCUUGUCACACAGCUCGGCGACUGGGCGAAGGUAGAUGUGCUGCGAGUGGACCAGGGCUUACCAGGUGCUUGCAUGCUGUUGAGAGGUUUGCUCAAUGGCGGUCUCUCGGCCAAGCUGGUUCUGAGCUUCAUCAACAGCCAAUUUCCACCUCCAGUGCGGUACGUGGGAAUGGCCGACGAACUUCCAGAGUCACUUCAUGGCUGUUCAUUGAGCUACCUACAGGACGUUCUGAAGAAAGAGGGGUUUCGACUCCAUCUGCUUUCGGGACCUUAUGCGGCUUUUGUGCAUGACGAUCUCUUGGAGGGCGAUGAACUUCAUGGGCUUGACGUCGAUGAGUUCGAAUGCUAUCGGUCCAGCCGCAUUUGGGGCUUCGAGCCUGACAUCCCAAUAGAUGUCGUGCGAGACUGGUUCUUCGGCGUGGCAGAUUCGCCUGUUGCGUCACAGGAGAUCCUCAGGCGAAGCUUUGGGAACGUCUCGCAGCUAGUCGCCCACCUACCGAAGGAGAAGCGGCCAGGGUUCCUUCUCUACCUUUAG